This is a messenger RNA of Haliotis rubra (blacklip abalone), 2956 nucleotides long. Its product is annotated as E3 ubiquitin-protein ligase COP1-like. Gene Ontology annotation, biological process: proteasome-mediated ubiquitin-dependent protein catabolic process. The record is from RefSeq and is a predicted model, not a curated record. Gene Ontology annotation, molecular function: ubiquitin protein ligase activity; protein binding. Lineage: Eukaryota; Metazoa; Mollusca; Gastropoda; Lepetellida; Haliotidae.
UUUAGCUGGAGUAAACAGACAGUUUCCGGUCAACUUUGUCUUAGAUUUACUAAAGUUGUUUGGUAUUUGCACCCUCAAAGCUGCGUGCAUUUACUAGCUUUCUGUUAUUUGAUUUUGUUGACACCAACAGAAUGGUGACACAGAUUGACUUUAUUUUGUUUGCCGAGCAAGGCUGGAUGUGUUGCUCCUGACUUGAGACUCCUAAUCGACAAUGGCAGGCAGAACGCAACAACCGCCCCGCCGGAGAAAACGAGUGCAAACUCCUGUUUUCAGUAGCAUAGUUGGCUCAUAUGAAGACAAAGACAACGAUUUCGUCUGCCCAGUGUGCUUUGAUAUAAUUGAAGAGGCUCAUAUGACCAAAUGUGGACAUACGUUUUGCUUCAAGUGUAUAAAGCAGUGCCUUGAGAAGACCAACAGGUGUCCCAAGUGUAACUACAUCAUCGACAAUGCAGAGCAUAUCUUCCCAAACUUUACAUUGAACGAACUGAUUCUCAAAUACAAAGGGAAACAGGAAGAAAAGAAAAUCAAAAUUGAGCAACAGACUUGUCCUGGUCCUGCUGAUUUGGUAGACUUGGUGUCGGAAGAUAACCUUGACCUUGCUAAUGUCAACCAGCUGCUGGAGUUCUUGGUACACAAGAAGCAACAACUAGAAGCUGAUGGCAAAUUAGCUGAAAAUAUUAUUCUGAAAGAAUUUCUGCAACGAGUACGACAAGGGAAACAAGAUGAACUGGAAAAGUUGAAUCGGGACAUUAACCUCCUAGAUGAGGAUACCAAAAGAGUAGAUGAUUAUAUCAACGAGCAGCAAGAGAAAUACACAGCAUGUCCAGAUCACCUUGUACCAAAUGGCUUUGAACCUAUUAGGCCGUCUAUUAAUGAAUCCAUAUGUCAAGAUGGUUUUAACGGAAGUAAAAAUGCAGGAAAAUCUUUCACUCAGACAACAAUGGCAUCUCGGAGGAAACAAAUCAGCCAACAUUUUGAAGAUCUUGAACAGUGUUACUUUGAUACAAGGGUGAAGGGAGUAUCUACAGGGGAUGAUUCUCACGAUGGACUCCGAGAGUUCACAGACAGUCUUUCAAAGUUCACUCGCUUCUCCUCAUUUCGACCUCUUGCUACUCUCAGCUAUGCUGUUGACCUUCUCAAUGGUGGCUCCAGUAUAGUAUCAAGCAUUGAAUUUGACAGAGACUGUGAUUAUUUUGCCAUAGCUGGUGUUACAAAAAAGAUAAAAGUAUAUGAAUAUGGUACAGUUAUCAAAGAUGUUGUAGAUAUACAUUACCCGGUGGUUGAAAUGCUGUGCAAUUCUAAAAUAAGUUGUGUGACAUGGAGCGCCUACCACAAAGGGAUGCUGGCCAGUUCCGAUUAUGAGGGAACCGUUACAUUAUGGGAUGCCUUCACCGGCAGCAAGGCACGAAUGUUUCAGGAACAUGAAAAGCGAUGUUGGAGUGUGGACUUCAACAGAAUGGACCCCAAACUUCUUGCAUCCGGUUCGGAUGAUGCCAAAGUAAAGCUAUGGGCAAUCAACUCAGAGCAUUCUGUAGCCAACCUAGAGGCCAAGGCAAAUGUGUGCUGUGUUAAAUUCAACCCAGAGAGCAGGUACCAUCUAGCCUUCGGAUCUGCAGAUCACUGUGUACAUUACUAUGAUCUACGGAACACAAAACAAGCAGUUGGAGUCUUCCGGGGGCACAGGAAAGCAGUGUCAUAUGCCAAGUUUGUCAACGCUCAGGAAAUAGUCUCAGCGUCCACGGACAGUCAGCUCAAGCUGUGGAAUCUGAGCAAACCCAAUGCAGUACGAACGUUUAAAGGUCACAUCAACGAAAAAAACUUUGUUGGUUUGGCAACUGAUGGAGACUAUGUCUCAUGUGGCAGUGAGAACAACUCUCUAUAUAUCUACUACAAGGGUCUUUCUAAGCAACUGAUGACAUACAAGUUUGACACUGUCAGAAGUGUGCUGGACAAGGAUAGAAAAGACGAAGAUGCCAAUGAGUUUGUGAGUGCUGUGACAUGGAGACCUAGAUCCAAUGUUGUUGUGGCAGCAAACAGCCAAGGAACUGUCAAGGUUCUGGAGCUGGUAUAACCAAAAAUAUAAGCGGAGAUGAUCUACCAUGUCUUUCAUACCUCAGUACAGUGUGCGUGGGCCUGUCUUCAAUACAAGGUCAAGGUCAUCAAAGGAAGACGACUAAAAUACGGCAGAUAUUUGGUGCAAAACAGGAGUCAGCGCACAUCCUAGGAUAUACAGUCAAACCCCAUUAUCUGGUUUAAAUUGCUUGAGAAACAAUAUGGAGGAACAAAUCUCCUCCCAGCCUCCUUCUGGACAAAUGUUCUUUCAAGGGAGCCUGAAAUAACAGGGUUUUACUGUAUUUGAGUAUCUUCCUUUGGAUGCACAUGGGAAACCUCAGACACAUUAACACUACGGUGUUCCGUUAGCUGGACUGGGUUGACAGGUUAGCCCCUGUGGUCCGUUUGUUAGGUCUUGCCCAAGGCUCAGGUUUGAUUGUCGACAUGUUUACAAUGUGUGAUGCACAUGUCUUGUGUUUCCACCAUGAUAUUGUUUGAAUAGUGCGGAAUGUGACAGAAAACCAUAUGCUCGACUCACUCCAGCUAAUUGUUUUAUGGGCUGUCAUUUACCUCUUAUUCUUGUAACUGUUAUUGCUGUCAAUGUUAAUCAAGUGGUUUGCAUGUAAAUAUAUACCACUUCUGGGUGAGUACAUAUUCCAGAGUCAGCAAUUGUUGAGUUAACCAGUAUACAUUUAUGAAUUAAGAGGAACAUGUAAGAUUGAGAUAUGUGAGUGAAUGUCUCACCUGAGACUCCAGUCUGUGUUUGUUGUCCUGAGAAAGAAAGGUAAAUACCACAUGGCAUACACCCAGUGUCUUUCUCUUCAAGACCCAUGAAGAUCCAGGUUAGAAAUUGGUCUUCAGUAACCCAUGCUUGUCAUAAGAGGCGACUAACGGGAUUGGGUGG